CCCAACCCUCACGAUUGCCUGGUGUCUCACCUCUUCAACGCAUGAUGAUUGAAUUGCACUCAAAUAACAAACACUUUGUCGAGAGCUAGCUUCAACAUGGGCCGCAAGGCUUAUUUAGCGAGGCUUGCGCUUGGCCGCUCAGCACUGGAACCGCCAGAGGACUCGGAAACUUUUACGGCUGCUCGUGCGGGAGAAUGGACUUCAGCUCUUCAUGCCCCAGGUGAAUCCGCUCCUAGCGAGACGGAGGCAAACGCCUCAAGUCAACCUCCGCCACAUGGAGUCCAGCUGUACGACAGGCGUGGCCAUCCGUUCAACCCAUGGGCUCGCCGCUUCUCGCGAAGACUGCGCGAUGCUCAGAAUGACAUUUUGUCUGUGAUUGGCGUCACGGAACGUAAAACUCCCGUGAACCAAGAAUUUUUCACCGGAAGCCUCGAAUCUCCCCACGUCGGUCGUCAAGUUGAGGAAGAGGACGACGUUGGCUGGAAAGUCGGUCUUACAGCCGAUAUCGACUAUCAGCUUAUAAGCUGGUGGAUUCAUGCCUUGACAAACCGUCUCCUGGUUUUCUUUCCAACGGAGAACAUCUCCUUCGUCGAAGUCGUAAGACUGCACAGGCUUGCGAUGGGCAUGCACAGCUUCAUGUUUGCUGGGCUGCCGUCGUUUAUGCUAGGCCACCUCAUGAGCCCAGAGAUACUUACUUCUCUUGCCUUAGACUAUCUAGAUCGCGAAAUAUGGGCGAGGGUUUCGUCGAGACGAAGAAGGGAAGCAUACGUGCGCUAUAGAUUUAUUUUUGCAGUAGGAAUCGAAGUCUUCCUCAACCUUUUUGUACUUCCCCUGCGGGUUCACUCCAUACUACAAAUCCUCGGUUUUGCGCCUGACAGCUUCUGGCUAUUGCCGCCACCACGAUCGUGGCUGCCAUUUUGUGGAGACUCAUUAAUACAGUGGAACGCAGACAUUAGGCACAUGAUUCCAUUUUUCAUGUUUCGGCCUAUAUCAUCGCUUGUACACCAAUAUCUCUUUAAGUCAUUCCGCCCCUCAAUCCUUGGACCUACGGAAGCCCCUCGCUUUCGGCGAUCGAGUAGCCAACGUUUAGCUGCAUCGAUCACAUCAGCACCCAUAAUCGAGCUACCGCAUGAAGAGACUACCUUGACCCCAUUUUUCAACCGCUUGUUCUGUUUUCUCGGAUGGGGUCGGCCUUUACGUUCACACCGAUCCACAGCUCCACAUUUUCAGCCUCUGCUACGUCGUCGAGAAACUUGGUCUAUAAAUCAACCGAUUCAUAGUGGACAUGACACAGCAGUUGGUGCAGAGCAGAUCCCCCCUGAGGCAAGUAUCGAGCCAACAGCACAAGCUUCGAUAGAGCCAGUAAUGCCGCACUUGGAGCGCGUGCAUACCUCCGCAACGCUAGGUGACGGCUCGCCCUUCGACAGAGAUCACGACCGUAGCUCAGAUGCAACUAUUCGCGUAUCCUCCAUCGGUCCCGAUGGUGCCGUCAACCUCGAAAUUGGUCUCCCGGAAGAUACACGCUACGAGCUCGCUGCGGCUCAUGGCGGCCAUGCGAAUGACGCUGCUUUCGGCAACGGUGGCGUGGGGGAUUCAUUCUCAGAGCCAGCGUCGACAGGCAGGAGAAACGACAUGGACUUGUAUGAAGCGCCGCACCAUAUUUCGAAGCUUGCGCUGGAACCAACGGAGCUGUUGGUGAAUCUGACAAAUGUUUGGGUGGCCGGCUGGCUGCUCAUGCCUGUGAGAGUCUUCGUGUUGCGAGGCUUAGUGAGGCACGUCAUAAAGCGGCCUACUCUCUUCGGCGUGGAUCCCACACGAGCCUGGGCACUGCCAACGUUACUGGGCAGCGAUGCAAGUGUUCUUACCUCCGGUUUUGUGACGAGUGGAAUGAAGCAUGUUGCUUUGGCAAGUCUCGUUGAUGUUAGUUUAGGGCUAGGCUAUUGGCUACUGGAAUGGUCUGUUGUGCGGUUCAUCGGCGUCUCUGAUUUCGGAUGGGGUACUUUCUGAACAAACUCAUCAAAAGCGCAGAUGUCCGGACACUUUUUUGCAGUAUUAAGAGAUACCCAAAAUUUCUCAAUUUUGUAGUCACGCUAGGCGAAAUAAUUCUUGUCUUUUACAGAAACA
This is a messenger RNA of Verruconis gallopava, 2124 nucleotides long. RefSeq lists its product as uncharacterized. The record is from RefSeq and is a predicted model, not a curated record. The coding region runs from base 97 to 2007 and encodes 636 amino acids. NCBI's taxonomy places the organism in Eukaryota, Fungi, Ascomycota, Dothideomycetes, Venturiales, Sympoventuriaceae. The transcript has 3 exons.